This is a messenger RNA of Arachis stenosperma, 2783 nucleotides long. RefSeq names its product flowering time control protein FCA. Bases 340 to 2547 code for a protein of 735 amino acids. NCBI's taxonomy places the organism in Eukaryota, Viridiplantae, Streptophyta, Magnoliopsida, Fabales, Fabaceae. The record is from RefSeq and is a predicted model, not a curated record. Gene Ontology annotation, cellular component: ribonucleoprotein complex; nucleus; cytoplasm. The transcript has 19 exons. Gene Ontology annotation, molecular function: mRNA binding; protein binding.
CUUUCAUCGUCGUUGUCACAUUUGUUACGCUCUAUAACCUGAAAAGAAAAGUGCCACAACACACGCAGCUUCCCCAACCGUUGCACACAGCUUCUAACACUAGGGACUAAUUACACACUCUCUUCCCUCUCUCGCAAAUUCCACUUCGUUUCUCUCUUUCUCUCUCUCUCUCUCUCUAACUUUCUCUCUCUAGGGUUAGGGUUUCGUUCCAAUUUAGUGUUGGCCAAGCUGGAUAGGCACAGAGGAGACCGCUAUGGAAACAAUAACAACAACAACAACGAUGAUUCUCAUGGCCACCGUCACUCUUCGAGGCCGCACUCUCGCUUCUCCGAUUCUCCCAUGACAUACCACAACUCUCGUCGGAGCCCCGCGCACUUCCGCUCUGGAGGCCGCGGCUUCCACAGCUCGCCACGUCGCUCUCCCGCUGGGCCUGGAGGUUUCCACCCAAUUGGCCCCGGGGAAGGGUUCGGGCCGAUGGGUGGUGACGGUUAUGGAGAAUACGGGUUCAACACUUACCAGGCUCCUCCUCCGCAGCUGUCUGGUCACAAGCGAGGGUUUCGUGGAGUUUCGCCAGAUCGUUUUGAUGGUGGAAACUUUGCCAAACUAUUUGUUGGAUCUGUGCCCCGAACAGCCACUGAAGAAGAUAUUCGACCUUUGUUUGAGGAACAUGGGAAUGUGAUUGAGGUCGCGCUGAUCAAGGAUAAAAAAACUGGGCAGCAUCAAGGUUGUUGUUUCAUAAAAUAUGCUACCUCAGAAGAAGCUGAUCAGGCAAUUAGAGCAUUACACAAUCAGCAUACCCUUCCUGGAGGUGUUGGUCCUAUCCAAGUACGCUAUGCUGACGGGGAGCGGGAACGGCUUGGUGCAGUUGAGUACAAAUUAUUUGUGGGAUCUCUGAACAAACAAGCUACAGUGAAGGAAGUUGAGGAAGUUUUCUCAAAAUAUGGGCGGGUUGAAGAUGUUUAUCUCAUGCGUGAUGAGAAAAAGCAAAGCCGUGGAUGUGGUUUUGUUAAAUAUUCGCAUAGGGAUAUGGCAUUGGCAGCUAUAAAUGCACUGAAUGGGAUUUAUACAAUGAGAGGUUGUGAUCAACCUCUAAUUGUGCGGUUUGCUGAUCCCAAGAGACCUCGUCAAGGAGAUUCUAGGGGUCCUGCACUUGGUGGCCCAGGAUAUGGUUCUAGAUUUGAUGCACCAGGCCCAAGAUUUCCAUCAAAUAUUACUGAUCCCAUGGGUGAUCGUAUGCCUCCUCCUAAUGCUUGGCGUCCAAUGCAUGCACCAAAUAUGGGCCCAUCUCCGAAUGCUGGUUUUCGUGCGGUCGGGCCUCCAAUGGUUCCAAGGUCUGGUGACAUGGCAUUGCCUACAAAUCCAGGUGGUCCUAUGACUGGCAUGGGAGGUCCAAUAGAUGACCGUUUCCAAGUGCAAAAUUUUCCACCAUUUUCACAACAGAAUUUCAACCAGCCUAUGCCACAAAUUCCACCAGCCAGCCAGCAACAACAAAUAGCACCAUUGCACAAACCGACACAAUCUUCUCAGGAGUUGCCUCCUUCCCACCAGUUGUACCCUCAAGGUCCGACACCCUACUUACAAACUCCACCCCCUUCAUCUGUACGGCAUCCUGGCCAGCCACAACUUCCACUCCCUGCUGGUUCUCUACCUUCACAGCAGAUUCAUAGCAUGAGUGGGCAGUUCCCAACUUCACAACCCCAAGCUCAGCAGAGUUCUUUGGCUACUGCAUUUCCUCAGGCACCUCUUGAUACUAGCGGAAAAUCUGGUACAACUUUGGCUACCUCAAAUAAACCGCAAGUUCCCACUGGGCAGCAGCAGACAGUUCAACCUCUUCAGCAAUCCCCCUCUCAGUUAGCUCAGAUGCUGUCACAGCAAACUCAGACUUUACAAGCAAGCUUUCAUUCCUCUCAGCAGGCCUUCUCCCAGCUCCAACAACAACUACAGAUGAUACAACCAUCUAGUCAGGCUAAUACAUUGCAGCAAAAUUCAGAAGCUACUAAAAAUCAGUCUCAAUGGGCUGGAACCAUACCGCAGACCAUGGUCAGCACUGCUGCAGAAAUGCCUUCAUCUGCAUCUGCUUCUGCUUCUGCUGCUGUACCAGUGGUAAGCCCAAACACAGCUAUUGUGAAAUCUAAUUGGACAGAGCAUUUAUCUCCAGAGGGUUUCAAGUAUUACUACAAUAGUGUCACUGGUGAAAGUAGGUGGGAGAAACCAGAGGAGUUGACAUUAUAUGAACAGCAAAAGCAACAGCAAAUGAUGUCUAUGCAGCAGUCUCAGUCUCAGUCACAGCCUUCAGUAGUAUCUGCUCAGCAACUUCCUCAAGUCCAACAGGUUCAGCCUCAAGGUAAUCAAGGCCGGGCUCUCCACCAUCAACAAAUGCAGCAGCCCCCGGUGUUCCAGGCAUACGGAGUUACAGGUCACCAAGGUAUUCAGGAUUAUAAACAGAUACAGGCAUCUGGAAUUUCUGCUGUUGAUGCUGGAAGCUACUCUCAGGGCAUCCAAACUUCUCAAGAGUGGAUGUGGAAAAAUAAGCCUGCAGGAGUUUGAACUUGGAUUUUUUGAGCUUUGAGGCAGCAGCUCGAGAUGUUUCAGCCUUUCAAUGGCUGUAAAAACAGAAUCUCUAAUCGCUCAAAGGUAGGGCACUGUCACCUUCAUUCUGCUUCAAAAUGGCAUGUAACCGUUUAUUGUCAUUCAUGAGUUAUUUUGGCCCUUGUUGGGGUUUAUUUAUCUAAUAUAAUAUUAGCAGCUCAGGCCCAACACCAAGGGCCGUGGGGUCAUACGUA